AUGUUGUGCGCGCGCGUGCCCGUUGAUGUUGUCGUCGAUGUUGUUCGGUUGAUGGUCUGUGAUCAGACUUGGCCUCUGCUUGCCCCAAGGUAUGUCCCGAUCGCGUUUAGGAUAAUUGCUAUUGUGCGUUUGCUUACCUUUUCGUUCACUGAUCGACCAGGCCGGCAACCCCACUUGCUACAACGUACGCGCUCUUCCCUGUCUGCAGAAACACGCUUUGAGAAAGCCAUAGCUGAUCACACGAAUUUCACCUCCAAAAGUGCUCGCAAGAGGGUCACGUUUCGCGUGAGUGGUACUCUAUUCCUCGGUUAGAGCUCGCAGCAUUGGCUGACGCCUUCUUUGACCUUUCCUCUCCUCCAGGCGACUGCCCCAAUGAACGCAAGGCCAAGUCGUGCUACCAGUGCAACCAGGAGGGUCACCUUUCGCGUGACUGCCCCGAGAAGCCCGCUGCCUCUUUCGGCGGCGCCCAGGGCGGCUACGGCGGCAACUCGUCGGCCGUCUGCUACUCGUGCAACCAAACCGGCCACAUCUCGCGCAACUGCCCGCAAUCCGCCGGCCAGGCCCAAGGUGGAUUCGGUGGAGGAUUUGGUGGCGUACGUUACAUGAGAUCCCUUUGAAUUGAAAGUCAAGUGGCUGACUUGGCUUUUAUGCAGCAACAAGCCCAGGGCCGUGCUUGCUACUCGUGCGGUGGCUUCGGGCAUCUGAGCAGGGAUUGCGCUUCGGCCCAGAAGUGCUUCGGCUGCGGUGGAGUGAGUCGAGCGGAGCCUAUGAUAAGUCGUGUCGUUUUGAUGGGCUCGAACUGACGACUGGCUGCUCCCUUCUUAGACUGGUCACAUCUCGCGUGAUUGCCCCAACCCCGUCCAGCGCCAAGCCAGGAGCUGCUACGGAUGCGGCCAGGUACGUGACUGAUCUGGUCGUUGGUGACUGGAGAUUGGAGGGACAGGUGCUAACUAGACUACUAUUUCGUAUCGUGCGAUCUGUCAUUUCUCUUCACUGGACAACAGACCGGUCACAGUAAGUCUUGUCUGACUACAAAGCUGUUUCUCGCUGGUGACUGACCUUCACGUCUUUCCCCUAUCUACCACAGUCUCGCGCGACUGCCCCAACGCCGCUCAAGCCGAGGCUUAA
Microbotryum saponariae is the source of this 1128-nucleotide messenger RNA. The record is from the annotation of a GenBank genome assembly. Lineage: Eukaryota; Fungi; Basidiomycota; Microbotryomycetes; Microbotryales; Microbotryaceae.